This is a messenger RNA of Vitis riparia (riverbank grape), 3724 nucleotides long. RefSeq lists its product as uncharacterized. The transcript has 9 exons. The record is from RefSeq and is a predicted model, not a curated record. Gene Ontology annotation, molecular function: helicase activity. NCBI's taxonomy places the organism in Eukaryota, Viridiplantae, Streptophyta, Magnoliopsida, Vitales, Vitaceae. The coding region runs from base 18 to 3422 and encodes 1134 amino acids.
UUUUGUUGUCUUUAAAGAUGGAGAGGAUGCAAGGAAGGAAGGCAGAGAAUGAAGACAGAAGCUUGGUAGAUUUGGUGUUUUCCUGGUCUCUAAGAGAUGUACUUUACAAAGAUCUUUACAGAAAUAAGGUCAGGAAGAUCCCGGAUACAUUCUUGUCAACAUCUCAUUACUUGACAUCAUUCAUUAACCCACUUAUUGAGGAAACGCAUGCUGAUUUGUCUUCAAGUAUGACUACAUUGGCCCGGGCACCUAUAUGUGAAGUGCUCUCGGUCAAAAUAUCCAAAGAUUAUAAGCCUCCUAGAGACUUGUUCUACGAAAUUUCAUUGAAGAGACUGAGGGAUACUGCAAAUGAAGCAGGAAUAUAUGAACCUGAGAAAGGAGAUCUCAUUGCAUUUACAGAUGUAAGACCAAAAUGCAUUAGUGAUUUAGACAGGCCUAAGAGACCAUAUGUUAUUGCUUUAGUGCAGGGACCACUGGGUGAAACUUCUAACAAACUUCCAAUACUCUCUUCAAAACCCAUAGAGUGCUUUGAACAUAGGAUGGAGAUGGAUCAUAAGAGAGAAACAGAGGUGGAUAAGAAGAAAGAAACUCUUUUUGCUGUUUUUCUCAUAAAUAUGACAACGAAUCUUCGUAUAUGGAAGGCAUUGCAUUUGGGUCAGGAAAGGGGCAACAUGAGUUUAAUUGAGAAAGUGCUGCAAUCUGAUUCUGCUGCUGAGAACACAUGUACUCUCUGCUUCUCCAACCCUGCAUCAGUUUGGGACCCCAUAACCCGUCCUUUUAAUCUAAAUGACUCUCAACAAGCUGCUCUUUCAAGCUGCGUUGCAGCAAGGAAGUGUGAUCAUCAAAAUAGCGUAAAACUAAUAUGGGGGCCUCCUGGGACUGGAAAAACAAAGACAGUUGGUACAUUAUUGUUUGUGCUCUUUAGGAUGAAAUGCAGGACAGUUACAUGUGCCCCAACUAAUAUUGCAGUGAUAGAAGUCACAACACGGCUGGUGAGGUUGGUUAGAGAGUCAAUAGAAUGUGGCAGUUAUGGACUGGGAGAUAUAGUUCUAUUUGGGAAUGGAGAAAGAAUGAAGAUUGAUAAGCAUGAUGACCUUCUUGAUGUCUUUCUUAAUUUCCGUAUCAAUAUUCUGGCCAGGUGUUUUGCUCCUCUUUCUGGUUGGAAACAUUCUGUAGAAAGUAUGAUGAGUUUGCUUGAAGACCCUGAAGAAUUGUACGAUAAGUAUCUGAAGGAAAGCGGAGAGAAAGAUGAUGAAGAUGAGGAAGAGGAUGAGGAGGAGGAGGAGGAGGAGGAGGGAAUUCUCAGAGAUGAAAAGCUAGAAAUCAAUCGAGAAAGAGAAGGAAAGAUCCAUCCACAAUAUUUCAAAGAUGUGAAGGAAAAGAAAAUUUGGAGGAAUAUUAUUAAUCAAACCUUGAAAAAGAACAAGAAAAAACAGCAGGAGAGUGUAUCUUCUCAGGAGAAUGACCAAUUGAAAGAUGAUAAAGGAGAGAAUGAGGAUGAGCUCGCCCAAAAAAAGAACAACAAAAUGGUAGCCAGUGGAAAGAAUGAUGGUUUGUUAACAUUCCAAGAGUUUGUAAAGAAAAGAUUUGAUUCCACUGGAGAGAAACUUAAGUUUUGUAUCAUCAAUUUGUAUACCCACUUACCAACUUCAUUCAUUUCUAUAGAAGUUGCAAAGAACAUGAUCAAAGCCCUUGGUUUACUAGAAUCCACUGCAACUUUGCUGCAUAGUAGUACUGUCUCCUUCAAGCGGUUGAAGGAAAACAUCUGUGAAUUUGAACAUGUAGGAAAAGCAGUUGAUCAAUUUUCCAAAUUGCACCGGUACAGACAAGAGUGCCUUCAAAUACUCAGAUGCCUUCAUCAGACACUCCCUGUUCCAACUUUUUUCUUAUAUGAUGAAAUAAAAAACUUUUGCUUGUGCAAUGCAAGCUUGAUUUUCUGCACUGCUUCUAGCUCAGCAAAAUUACACAUGGCAGGAAUGAAGCCCUUUGAAUUAUUGGUUAUUGAUGAAGCUGCUCAGCUUAAAGAAUGUGAGUCAGCCAUUCCUCUACAACUUGCUGGUCUCCGCCACGCCAUUCUUAUAGGGGAUGAGCUGCAACUACCAGCAAUGGUUAAAAGCAAGAUUUCUACAAGUGCUGAAUUUGGAAGAAGUUUGUUUGAGAGACUGGUAUCAUUGGGACACAGGAAGCACCUUCUCAAUCUUCAGUAUAGAAUGCAUCCAUCUAUUAGCUUAUUUCCAAAUCAGGAAUUCUACAACAAUCAGAUUUCAGAUGCUCCCAAUGUCAAAGAAAGAAGCUACAAGAGGUGUUUCCUUCAGGGAGACAUGUAUGGUAGCUACUCUUUUAUUAAUGUAGCCUAUGGAAAAGAGGAACAAAUUAACAGCCAUAGCACUAGAAACAUGGUGGAGGUAGUGGCAGUCUCAGAGAUAGUUGCAAAGCUUUUCAAAGAAUCUGUUGCCAACAAACAGAAGGUUAGUGUUGGUGUUAUAUCUCCAUACAAUGCUCAAGUUUUUGCCAUUCAAGAAAAACUUGGAAAGACAUACAGUACAAGUACACACAGUGACUUCUCUGUGAGUGUUCGUUCUGUUGAUGGGUUUCAAGGUGGAGAGGAGGAUGUCAUUAUCAUCUCAACCGUAAGAAGUAAUUUGAAUGGAAAAGUAGGUUUUCUUUCCAAUUGGCAAAGAGCAAAUGUGGCUCUGACCCGAGCAAGGCAUUGCCUCUGGAUAUUAGGGAAUGGUCCAACUUUAGCAAACAGUGGCACUAUAUGGACAAAAUUGGUCAGCAAUGCCAAAGCUCGUGGGUGUUUCUAUAAUGUUGAAGAUGACAAGAACUUGGCUCAGGCUAUUGCCACAUCCUUGGUCGAGCAUGGCUAUUUUCAUCUUUUACAGAAUAUGGAUUCAUUACUAUUUAGGGAAGCAAGAUGGAAAGUCUGUUUCAGCGACGAUUUUUGGAAGUCCCUGGCUAAAAUUAAUAGGACAGAGAUUAACAAGGAAGUGCUCCGUCUACUGGAGAAGCUUUCAAGCGGAUGGCGUAGUCCUAACAAUGAGAAAAUUCCCAAUGCCAUAACCGGGACUUGUUCUGAGCUUUUCCAGCAGUACAAGGUCAAUGGGCUACUCGAUCUAGUUUGGACUACAGACAUUUUCAAGGAAAAUUCAAACUGCACCCAAGUUUUGAAGGUUUGGGACAUUCUACCACGGUCUGAAACAUCAAAACUAGCUAGGCGUCUAGAAACCUUGCUUGGGAACUAUACAGUGAAUGACAUGAAUCGCUGCAAAGUCAAAUGCAUAGAAGGGAAUUUAGAAGUUCCUAUGAGAUGGCCAGGGAACAUGAACGACACUGGGAAGAGUCUCCUCCUUGGAGAUGACCCAGGAGAGUGGCUGUCAAGGUCAAUUGCAUCACUCAGGAUAUGGGAUAAAUCAGAUUGAUCUGCUGCAAGAUUCAGGUGAGAUCACAGAAAAACAAUAAAAGGGCUGCUGUGUUUUGUAUUGGUAGUAUACCAUAUAUGAUCAUCUGAACUACAAAAUGGAGAGCAGAGAGGUUUCUACAGAAUGGGGCUGAGAAAGGGGAUGAUGAUGAUGAUGCCUAUGAAUAAUCAUUCUUGAAUUCAGCACAGAAAUUGUUCGACUAUAAGCGAUAUAGCUUUAAACUUUAUUGAAAUUUGUAAAUGUUCAACAAUGGCAGUAUGUUCGCGUAUUGAUUCGAUAGUAUGAUUAGCAAAUGUUGGUGA